This is a messenger RNA of Fusarium venenatum, 1344 nucleotides long. RefSeq names its product glycosyl hydrolase family 76-domain-containing protein. Gene Ontology annotation, molecular function: mannan endo-1,6-alpha-mannosidase activity. NCBI's taxonomy places the organism in Eukaryota, Fungi, Ascomycota, Sordariomycetes, Hypocreales, Nectriaceae. Gene Ontology annotation, biological process: carbohydrate catabolic process; fungal-type cell wall biogenesis. The record is from RefSeq and is a predicted model, not a curated record.
AUGUUUGCGUUAAAGAAUAUCGCUAGCGUGGCCCUACUCCUGGCACAGUCUACGACUGUCCAGUCUAUGGACCUGGAUAGCAGAAAGGGCAUUCUCGAGGCUUCCAAGGCCCUGGCUGGGGACCUUAUCGAGUUCUACAAUGGCAACAAGAGCGGUAAUAUCCCAGGGCUCCUAGAAGAGGACAACGGACUGGGUGAUGGCUACUAUUGGUACCAGUCGGGAGCUUUCAUGAGCUCCCUCGUUGACUAUUGGCAAUUGACCGGCGACGACACCUACAACGACCUUGUUGCAGAAGGCAUUCAAUGGCAGAUUGGACGGGACAAGGAUUUUAUGCCGGCCAACCAGACUGCACGAGAAGGAAACGACGAUCAGGCUAUCUGGGCAAUGGCUGCCAUGACGGCUGCUGAGUAUGGUUUCCCUGCGCCCUCAGACAAAAAGGCCCAGUGGUACAAUCUCGCCAAGAACACUUGGGAUACACAGCGCAAACGAUGGGACGCCGAAGAUGACAGUGAGGUCUGUUACGGUGGCCUCCGAUGGCAGAUCAUGCCCACCAAUAGUGGUUUCACUUAUAAGCAAACUUUGUCGACUGCGUUGUUCUUCAACUUGGGAGCACGCAUCUAUCGAUGGACCGGUAGCGAGGAGGUAGCGGACUAUGUCACAAUGUCCUACUCGUGGCUCGACGAGAGACAUCUCAUUGACAGCAAGACUGGCGCUGUUUAUGAUGGUGCGCAUGUUGAUGACAACUGCACUACUAUCAACAAAGUCCAGUGGUCGGUCAAUGCCGCGUCACUUUCCAUGGGCCUUGCCUACUUGUACAAUACUACCUCUCAGGAGGACGACACAUGGAGGAGGCUUACCGAGGAGAUGGUCACGACCACUCUUGACACUUUCUUCACCAAAAACGGUGAAUUCAAGGAGGUCGCAUGCACAAAGGGCACUUGCCCCCGUGAUAUCCUUACUUACAAGGCCCUUACCCACAGGUGGCUCGCUGUUACCACAAAACUUGCUCCCUUCUUAUCCAGCAAGGUUCUCCCUGUCCUCGUCAAAUCAGCCAAGAGCCUCAAGGCUGAGAGCAACGGCAAUGAUGCACUGGAGCAGAAGCUUGCCAACUUCGCCGUCAUUUCCAACUUGUUGAUUGCGGACUCUGCUGCUCCCAUGACUCAGAACCAAGCCAAGACAGAGGAUGAUUCUUCAGAUACUACUAGCUCGGCUCCCACCAACUCCGAUGCUGCUGCAUCGGCGACAACGAGUGCCGAUCAGGGCAACUCUGCUAUUAGCCUUGCAGGUUCGGGUAGCCUUUUGGCUCUCCCUAUGCUCAUCGUGGCUUUCCAAGGGUACCUGUAG